Molecule: messenger RNA, 465 nt
Organism: Sporothrix schenckii 1099-18
Lineage: Eukaryota; Fungi; Ascomycota; Sordariomycetes; Ophiostomatales; Ophiostomataceae
Exons: 1
Coding region: 1-465 (154 amino acids)
Source: RefSeq, a predicted model, not a curated record
AUGAAGAAAGGGCGGAAAAGUAUGAUCAACGGAUCCGUCCGCUUUCAACAACACAAACGAAGCCCUGAUAAGAUUGGAUACAAGACAUAUGAUGACCAACCCAUAAAGGCAAACGACAAACUAGCUGAGAGGAAAGAAGGCGUGCGCAACGCUAGCUCUGGUGGUCGACCCUGUCAAAACCAAAGCCUGGGCAGGACCAUGUGGGACAACGUGGUGUAUUGCGAGGAUGUGUCUCGGCGUCAUGAAUCGUGGGACGUGGGGGGAUACAAAGUAGGAUGCAAAAAGGGGAACCUGGGUGAGGGGAGAGGGGCGAUUGUGAGAUGUCUGCUGGAGAUUCUCGAAAUGAACCUGAGGGUGGGGGUCAAGCCAAAUCGCCAAGCAGGAAGGACGAAUGUGUUUGUUGUGCAUCGUUGGCUGUGCGCAGAGAGCCAAACAAGAGCAAACGACAUCACAAAAGAAAACUAG